CUAACUCUCCUAUCUGCAGAGACCUGUCAGGAAGAUCACCGUCCAAUGUGCCGAAGAAUGUUGCGGCUGUCCAAUAGACCCAUCCAGGUCCGCAUUCCGAAGCAAGGCGCUAUACGGAAGGGGAGGAGGGCUCCAAACCGCCCAUCCGGACAAACCCCCCGCGACAUUUCUCAAAUAACCCGAAUCAACACUCCAACCCCAAUCUCAUUCACCUGUAACCUCCACUCCGCUCUUCUCCACCCUCACCACGCAUCCCAGACAAUCUACAUCCCGACCUCAUCUACCCACCAUCCAAAUGCACCCACGACACAUCCUCCCCUGGCUAUCGUGGCCACUUCUCGCCGUCUGCGCGACACCCUCAUCAUCACCCUCCCCAGCCGCAAAAGUCACCCCCAUCUACCAAUUCCAAGGCUCCGGCACCUGGGCCGAAAACAUCGCCAUCCGCUCAACCGGCAACCUCCUCGUCACCCGCGUCGAUGCCCCGGAGCUGUGGUCCGUCGACCCAAUCGCAAAGACGGGGUCCCUGGUGCACCGAUUCAACAACGCGACGGCGCUGAUGGGCAUCACGGAGAUCUACCCCGACGUGUUUGCCGUGGCGGUGGGGAAUGCCACCACCGCGGGCGAUCCAGUCACGGGGUCGUGGGCUGUCUGGACGGUUGAUACGACGGAUACCCUCCAGGGGAUAGAUAUCCAGGAGGUGGUAGCAAUCCCUGAGGCUGUAUGGCCGAACGGGCUCGGUCGGAUAGAUGACGCGCCUGGGGUGGUUCUGGUCGCCGAUUGCGUGAAGGGGGUGGUGUGGAAGGUUGAUCUUGCGAAACGCACGUACGCGGUGGCGCUAGAGGAUUCGACGAUGGCGCAGAUGGAUGUACUCGGGAUCAAUGGCGUGCAUGGGUAUAAUGGGUCGGUGUAUUAUACCUCGACGGCGUUGAAGGCGCUCUUUCGGGUUCCCGUGGAUGGGGAGGUUCGCGCCACGGGGCCGGUCGAGACGGUGGCGCAGGGGUUUGGGGUGGAUGAUUUUGCGAUUGCCCCCGAUGGAACCUUCUAUGUUAUGACGCAUGCGGGGAAUACGAUCUUGAGAAUGGGGAAGGAUGGGGUGGUGGAUACAUUCGCUGGGGCGGCGGAUAGUCUGGAGGUCGCGGGACCGACGGCGGGUCAGGUUACGGGCGAUGGGAAGACGCUGUUUGUGGUUACCUGCGGGGGCUGUGGAAGAGAUGCCCCGGAUGUGACGGUGCCGGCGGGGGUUUUGGCGGUCGAGCUGGAUCCUUCUAUCUGA
Molecule: messenger RNA, 1273 nt
Organism: Aspergillus heteromorphus CBS 117.55
Lineage: Eukaryota; Fungi; Ascomycota; Eurotiomycetes; Eurotiales; Aspergillaceae
Exons: 1
Coding region: 296-1273 (325 amino acids)
Source: RefSeq, a predicted model, not a curated record